AUGGAAGAGGUGGUUGAAGUAUUUGCAGAGCCACCAACAUCAACAGCAAUAGGACGAAUUAACCACCACCACCACCACCAAACCUCUGCUAUUGCCAAAAUCCAAAAACAGUACCUGCAAACGAUCACAGUAGUCCCAGAGAGGCCAAUGAACGGACACGAUAACAACUCUACAAUCGUACAUGGGCAGAGGCAGAGCUACUCAGAAGGUGGUUCAGAACAUGACAGUGAGGGAGAGGGAGAGCUUAACCCACAAGAUGCUUGGCUUCCUAUCACCGAGUCCAGAAAAGGCAAUGCCUAUACCUCAGCAUUGCAUCUACUUUGUUCUGGAAUCGGAAUUCAAGCCCUUUUACUUCCUGUUGCAUUCGCCGCCCUCGGAUG
Molecule: messenger RNA, 380 nt
Organism: Ilex paraguariensis (yerba mate)
Lineage: Eukaryota; Viridiplantae; Streptophyta; Magnoliopsida; Aquifoliales; Aquifoliaceae
Source: the annotation of a GenBank genome assembly